AACUGUAAAGAGUCAUGUGUGAUGACGAUGAAACCACAGCUCUAGUCUGUGAUAAUGGCUCUGGGCUUUGUAAAGCUGGAUUUGCUGGUGAUGAUGCUCCCCGGGCUGUUUUCCCAUCCAUCGUUGGACGACCUCGACAUCAGGGGGUCAUGGUAGGCAUGGGUCAAAAAGACAGUUACGUUGGGGAUGAAGCACAGAGUAAAAGAGGAAUUCUGACUCUGAAAUAUCCCAUUGAGCAUGGGAUUAUCACUAACUGGGAUGACAUGGAAAAAAUUUGGCAUCAUUCCUUCUACAAUGAACUGCGCGUUGCCCCAGAAGAGCAUCCUGUGUUGUUGACAGAAGCUCCCUUAAACCCCAAGGCUAACCGAGAAAAAAUGACUCAGAUCAUGUUUGAAACAUUCAAUGUACCAGCGAUGUAUGUGGCCAUACAGGCAGUUCUCUCUCUAUACGCAUCAGGCCGAACUACUGGUAUAGUCCUAGACUCUGGGGAUGGCGUCACACAUAAUGUGCCAAUCUAUGAAGGUUAUGCCUUGCCACAUGCCAUCAUGAGACUGGAUCUGGCUGGGAGAGAUCUCACUGACUAUCUCAUGAAAAUUCUUACAGAAAGAGGCUAUUCUUUUGUAACUACUGCUGAGCGUGAGAUUGUGCGGGACAUAAAAGAAAAGCUCUGUUACGUGGCCCUGGACUUUGAGAAUGAAAUGGCUACUGCAGCUUCCUCUUCUUCCUUGGAGAAGAGCUAUGAACUUCCUGAUGGUCAAGUCAUCACUAUUGGCAAUGAACGGUUUCGAUGCCCUGAAACACUCUUCCAGCCUUCUUUCAUAGGAAUGGAGUCUGCUGGUGUCCAUGAAGCUACAUAUAAUAGCAUCAUGAAAUGUGAUAUUGAUAUCCGCAAGGAUCUCUAUGCUAAUAAUGUGCUCUCUGGAGGAACCACCAUGUACCCUGGCAUUGCUGACCGUAUGCAGAAGGAGAUUACAGCUUUGGCUCCAAGUACUAUGAAGAUCAAGAUUAUUGCACCACCAGAACGUAAAUAUUCAGUUUGGAUUGGGGGCUCCAUACUGGCAUCUCUGUCAACCUUCCAGCAAAUGUGGAUUAGCAAAGAUGAAUAUGAAGAGGCUGGUCCCUCCAUUGUCCACCGCAAAUGUUUUUGAAUGUUUUUGAGAUUUAUUGUAAGGGAUAUCAUAUGGUGUUUUCCGGCAUAAUUUCUUGAAGCAUAGUUGCCUUCACUGCUUUUGCUGAAGACAUAAUGAAAGGUCAUGUUGAUUGUGAAGAUGUCAAUUCUGGAUGCAGCCAAUUUUGCAUUCCACUGAUAUGGGUAACUUUGAAUGGGCAGCAA
Messenger RNA from Anolis sagrei ordinatus, 1333 nucleotides. RefSeq names its product actin, alpha skeletal muscle B. The record is from RefSeq and is a predicted model, not a curated record. Lineage: Eukaryota; Metazoa; Chordata; Lepidosauria; Squamata; Anolidae.